This is a messenger RNA of Medicago truncatula (barrel medic), 3108 nucleotides long. RefSeq names its product auxin response factor 5. The record is from RefSeq and is a predicted model, not a curated record. The transcript has 14 exons. The coding region runs from base 271 to 2853 and encodes 860 amino acids. NCBI's taxonomy places the organism in Eukaryota, Viridiplantae, Streptophyta, Magnoliopsida, Fabales, Fabaceae. Gene Ontology annotation, cellular component: nucleus. Gene Ontology annotation, molecular function: DNA binding. Gene Ontology annotation, biological process: response to hormone; regulation of DNA-templated transcription.
UAGCAGUUUUUGUUCCUUAGUUCACUCUUUUUCACAUUACUUGGAUUGUUUUGUUUUUCUUAGACAAACAACAAAAUGAGAUUCUCAUGUUAAGAAUUUAAGAAUAUUAAUGAUGAUGAUCAAAAUGGACCCUUGUUCUUGUUUUGUACUACCCUUUUGUUUCUUCUACUUUUCUCUCUCAAGUCAAUACAAGUUUAUUCCUCUUUAUUGUGUUUGGUGGUGAUGUUGCAUGUUGUGAAUUGAAGACUAAGAUAGUGGUGAAAGUGGAACAUGGCUUCCUUAGACGAAAAGGCUAAAAGUGUUGGAGGUGUUGUUGGUGGUCAAACUCUUGUUGCUGAAAUGAAGUUGCUCAAAGAAAUGCAAGAACAUUGUGGGGUUAGAAAGACAUUAAAUUCAGAAUUAUGGCAUGCUUGUGCUGGUCCUCUUGUGUCUUUGCCUCAAGUGGGGGGUCUUGUCUAUUACUUCCCUCAAGGACAUAGUGAACAGGUUGCAGCUUCUACUAGAAGAAUAGCAACCUCACAGAUUCCAAACUACCCUAGUCUUCCAUCUCAGUUGUUGUGUCAAGUACAAAAUGUCACACUACAUGCUGACAAGGAGACAGAUGAAAUCUAUGCUCAAAUGACUCUCCAACCACUGAAUUCUGAAAAAGAAGUAUUUCCAGUAUCUGAGUUUGGACUAAGCAAAAGUAAACAUCCAACUGAGUUUUUCUGCAAAACUUUGACUGCCAGUGAUACUAGCACACAUGGUGGCUUUUCGGUUCCACGCAGAGCUGCGGAAAAGCUAUUUCCUCCAUUGGAUUACACAAUUCAACCCCCAACUCAAGAACUUGUUGUUCGAGAUUUGCAUGAUAAUACAUGGACAUUUCGACAUAUUUACCGAGGUCAGCCGAAAAGACACCUUCUCACAACGGGUUGGAGUUUGUUUGUCGGCUCAAAAAGGCUUAGAGCAGGCGAUUCUGUUCUUUUUAUCAGGGAUGAGAAGUCGCAACUGCGAGUUGGUGUAAGGCGUGCUAAUCGUCAACAGACAACACUGCCAUCAUCCGUACUUUCUGCUGAUAGCAUGCACAUUGGUGUGCUUGCUGCUGCAGCUCAUGCUGCUGCUAAUCGAAGUCCGUUCACGAUUUUCUACAAUCCAAGGGCAUGCCCUUCAGAUUUUGUUAUUCCACUAGCCAAAUACAGAAAAUCUGUCUAUGGGACUCAGCUGUCAGCUGGCAUGAGAUUUGGUAUGAUGUUUGAGACCGAGGAAUCGGGUAAGCGCAGAUAUAUGGGUACAAUUGUAGGUAUCAGUGAUGUCGAUCCUUUAAGGUGGCCUGGUUCUAAGUGGCGAAAUAUUCAGGCUGAAUGGGAUGAGCCAGGGUGUGGUGAUAAGCAAAAUAGGGUUAGUGUUUGGGAGAUCGAGACUCCAGAAAGCCUUUUCAUCUUUCCUUCUUUGACUUCAAGCCUAAAACGGCCGUUGCAAUCUGGAUAUUUGGAAAAUGAGUGGGGAACUUUGAUACGAAGACCCUUUAUUAAAGUGCCUGAAAAUGGAGGAACAGUGGAGAUCUCAAGCUCAAUGCAAAAUCUCUACCAAGAAAACAUGAAGAUGUUUUAUAAACCACAAGUGAUCAACAACAGUGGAGCCUUUUUACCUAUCAUGCAACAAGAUUAUUCUCCUACAAGAGUUCCCUUUCAAGAUAUGAAGUCCACACAGGCUCUAGAGAAUCCGAAAGUUCACCUUUCAAGCACAGAGAGCAUACCUAAUAAUACCUUUAACAUGCAUUCAUUGUUGAAAAAUGACCAACCGGAAAAGUUGCAGCCUUUGGCCAAAACCGAUAAUUCAAAAUUAGAAUCCGAGGUGUUACCUGAUCAUAUAUUUGACUUCCCUUCUUUUGAAAGCUGCAGCAACAUUGAAAAGGUGAAUACAGCAAACCAAUUAACAUAUCAUAAUCAAAACCAAAGUCAAAAUCCAUUACUCGCUCAUACUAGUCCAUGGACUAUGCAGCAGCCUCAGUUAGAAUCAUCAAUGUCGCAUCCUCAACUUAUUGACAUGGUCCAACCCGAUUCUUCUAUUGUAAACAGCAUGCUUCCUCAGCUAGACGUCGAUGAAUGGAUGAUGUAUUCUUCUUGUCAGCCUCAAGUAGUGAAUCCCUCUAUACCCUCGAUGAACCAAGAAGUGUGGGAUCAAUAUGUCAAGAAUUUUAACUUGAGGGAUCUUUCAGCUGAAAGCAAUAACCAAAGUGAAAUUUGUGUCAACGUUGAUGCUAGUAAUAGUGUGAGUACCACUGUGGUUGAUCCUUCUACUUCAAACACCAUUUUUGACGACUUUUGCUCAAUGAAGGAUAAAGAUUUUCAGCACCCUCAAGAUUGCAUGGUUGGCAACUUAAGUUCUAGUCAAGAUGGCCAGUCUCAGAUUACUUCUGCUAGUCUAGCUGAGUCCCACGCCUUUUCUCUGCGAGACAAUUCUGGUGGUACUUCUUCAAGCCAUGUUGAUUUUGAUGAAAGUAGCUUUCUGCAGAAUAAUAAUUCUUGGAAGCAAGUAGCUGCACCAAUCCGAACCUACACAAAGGUGCAAAAAGCAGGUUCUGUAGGAAGAUCCAUUGAUGUGACUACUUUCAAAAACUAUGAAGAGUUGAUCCGCGCAAUUGAAUGCAUGUUUGGACUGGACGGUCUGCUGAAUGACACAAAAGGUUCUGGAUGGAAAUUAGUAUAUGUAGAUUAUGAGAGUGAUGUUCUGCUUGUUGGAGAUGAUCCCUGGGAGGAAUUUGUGGGGUGUGUUCGCUGUAUACGAAUAUUAUCUCCUUCAGAAGUUAAAGAGAUGAGUGAAGAAGGGAUGAAGCUUCUAAAUAGUGGAGCAUUGCAAGGAAUCAAUGUGUGAAUAACACCAUGCUUUGAUUUGUUCUUGUAACCUUGUUCUUGAAAAAUGUGCUUGUAAUGUACGAACUAAAAUGACACUCAUUUGGGAAUGGGUACGCAAUAUUGGUUAUAUAUGGACCAAACAAACCUUCAGCGGGGAUGAGUCUUUAGUUUAUGACAGAUUAGAAAUUAUGAAUGUUCAAUGAAUCAAAAGGUUGCAUACCUUAACUUGUAAUUUAGUAUUGCAAGCAAGUAGAAAUAUUAUGCAUGCUUAUUA